Molecule: messenger RNA, 9155 nt
Organism: Salvelinus fontinalis (brook trout)
Lineage: Eukaryota; Metazoa; Chordata; Actinopteri; Salmoniformes; Salmonidae
Product: probable G-protein coupled receptor 179
Exons: 12
Coding region: 961-7656 (2231 amino acids)
Biological process (GO): G protein-coupled receptor signaling pathway
Cellular component (GO): membrane
Molecular function (GO): G protein-coupled receptor activity
Source: RefSeq, a predicted model, not a curated record
CUCCUCUUUGCGCUGCAGACACACACACACACUCACACACACACACACACACACACACACACACACACACACACACACACACACACAUACAUACACGGCCGUCCCUGCCGCCAACAGAUGUGCACUCUCAUCACUCCACAGGCACAACAGUUACAUUAGCAUCUCCAGCAGCAUACUGAGGUGGAAUCACAGAAAGAGAGAGAGGGGGUAGAGGUUGAGGAGCAGGGGUAAUCACGGUCAGUCAGAGAGAGAGAAAGAGAGUGGACAGUGAGCGCGAGAGAUGCUUUUUUACUCGCUGUGGAGCGAGAAAGAAUGUAACAGGCAGAUAGAAGGAGGAGCGCAGAAGAGAGAGACGGAGGAAAGCUGCUCUUUUUCUUUCCCCUUCCACACGCUACUAUACCUGCUUUCUCUCUCUCCCCCCACCUUGCCUCAGACCUUAAAUCUUGUGCUGUUCCCUUCCUCCCCUCCUCCCUCUCCGCCUCCUCCUAUCGUACACGGUAGCGCUUGCUUUGGGCUGGGAGUGUGGCGCACCUCUCUCUCUCUAAUCUCGGUUGGUUUUGUCUCUCGUUGCUCUGCUGCUGCUCUCACAGGGGACUUGUCGCCGGGAAACGGGAAUACAAACAUGGGAGUGACAGACAGAUUGACUGUGGACAUGCUGGGAAUGGUAAUGGGAUUGAGCGGGAACGCCACUGGAUUUCCCCAACAAUUCCCUCUCCCUUCCACCGACAUGCAGGAUUAACCAGGAACACCAGUUGGAUUCCCCCAAUUCCCAUCGGAGCAAACACCUGCUGGAGCACCUCUGCCUGUAUGACUACAACUGGGGAGAAGGAGAAGAGACGUAAAGAUAGAUGAGAGAAGAGGCUUAUGAGGCUUUCCAAGCCUCGGCCAAAAUGUGACAUUUAUUUGAGGAUUUUGAAAAAGGUCAAAACUAGAGAUUAUAAAAGAGGGGGGUAUUAGUAUAUGCCCCCCCCCCCCCCAACGAGAGUGGAUUUGAGAAUGGGCCCUGUUUGGCACCUCCUGUUGCUGCUCACGCCCCUCCUUUCAGCACAGGUUAGCAUAGUUUCUGAAUUGGGGACUACAGCCGAGUCAGAGGACCCAACGGUGUCCGUUGUGAGUUCUACAGGGGAGUUGGGCACCCCCUACAGCCCCGAUCCCUCAGGGUCGGUCACGACCCCCUCAGAAGCCCCAAAGGAGGACUGGACGUCGGCAGAGAUCUUUCUCUACAGCGGGGACUACUCCGUCUUGGGGAUAGUGGAGUGCGACCGGGCGUACAGUCUCACGGGUCAGAACGGCCCCCUGCCGCGAGGGUUCUAUGGCCCCCUCCGACAGUCCAUGGACGCCUUGGCCAACACGGCCAACUUCCUCAACAUGAUCUUCCAGGCCAGCGACCUGCGGGAGAGCAGUGUGCGAGAGGACAUGGAGUGGUACCACGCCAUGGUGCGCACCCUUCUGGAGGCCGACCCCCUCAUCCGGCAGGCCCUCCUUACCUUUGACGCCGACCCAGCCUCCACCACCCCCCAGCUUGUGCUCCGCGCCUCCCGGAACCCUGCCCACCCCAGGUACCAGAACAUCCUCCUCCAGGACCUCUCUAGCCAAUGGGAAAGUCUGCACCGCCCGGCCCCCGCACCCGACGACACCUGGUUCAGCAGUUUCAAGUUUCCCGCCUCCUCCAACCAGCCCACCUCGACCCUAUCUAAAAGAGUCCUCCUCAAUGACCUCAGCACCCUGGACACGCCCAAAUGGGGGCGGGGCGAUAGCUACGUGACCAAUCGCAGCGGGGUGCGCUGGGCCAAUGGGCCAUUCCUAGAGUGUGAGGACGGCCGCUUCCUGCCGGGCUGGCUGCUCACCCUAUCCACUUCCUUCUACGGCCUGAAGCCCGACCUCAGCCCUGAGUUUAGGGGUGUAAUCCGUGUGGAUGUAAACGUACAGGGAUUUGAUGUGAACCAGUGUGCCACGGGGGACGCUUGGUUUGCCAACACACACCAGUGCAACCGCACCACCAUGGAGUGUGAGCCAAUCACAGGCCAGGGAUUCAGAUUGGGCCAGUACUGCUGUCGCUGCAAAGAGGGAUACUACAGCCCCCCAAUGGACGAAGGUGGUGCUCUGAACGACAGUGGUGGGGAGGGGGGUGGCGUGUGUUACCCGGCCCUGCCCAUCUGUCUCCCCUGUUGGCCGGGCUGCAAGCGUUGCGAGGACGGCACCCCGUGUUGGGUAGAGGAGGACUGGUUCCUCAGAGCCGGGGUGCUGGCCGUCCAGUGCUUCUUCAUGCUGCUGGUGUUCAUCAGCAUGCUGGUGGCCUACCAGUUCAGACGCAGCAGGAGGAUCCGGGCAUCAGGUCUCCUUCUGUUAGAGACCAUCCUGUUUGGCUCUCUGCUCCUGUACUUCCCGGUUUUCAUCCUGUACUUCAAGCCCAGCACCUUCCGAUGCAUCCUGCUUCGCUGGGUGCGACUUCUGGGCUUUGCCAUAGUCUAUGGAACGGUAACACUGAAGAUAUAUAGGGUUCUCAAGGUGUUCCUGUCGCGCACAGCCCAGAGAGUGCCCUACAUGUCCAGCAUACACCUGCUGAGGUUGCUGGGAGUCAUGGUUGUGACCGUCAGCUGGUUCCUGUGUGCGUGGACCGCGGGCGUUCUACAGAACCGUGACCGUAACGUUCCAUUACUGAUCAUAUCGACCACGUCGGAUGGUCAGGGCUUCAGCCUCUGUGACCUGGACCGCUGGGACUACAUGAUGGCCGUGGCCGAGCUGAUGUUUCUGUGCUGGGGCAGUUUACUGUGCAGUGCUGUGAAGCCCGUGCCCUCAGCCUUCCACGAGCCUCGCUACAUAGGUAUCGCCAUACACAACGAGCUGCUGCUAUCCUCCAUGUUCCACCUGCUACGGUUUGUCAUGCCCUCUCUGCAUCCUGACUGGAUGCUGUUGCUGUUCUUCACCCAUACGCACGUCACUAUCACUGUGACACUCGCCCUGCUCUUCAUACCCAAGUUCCUCUAUGUUUCGAGGGCGGGGAGAGAGGAGAUUGCAGAGGAGGUUUAUGAGGAUGAGGUGGAAUUGCGGCGAUCCGGCUCGUACCUCAACAGCAGUUUUACCUCAGCAGUUUGGAGUGACCACAGCUUGGACCCCGAUGACAUUCGGGAUGAGCUGAAGAAAUUGUAUGGUCAAUUGGAGGUCCACAAGACCAAGAAGAUGACAGCAAACAACCCCCACCUGCAGAAGAAGCGCAGCUCUCGGCGCGGGCUGGGCCGGUCCAUCAUAAAGCGUAUCACUGAGAUCCCAGAGUCCAUGAGUCGACAGUGCAGCCGUGAUGGCAAAGAGGUCAACUUGGGCAGCAGGGAUGUUACGCACGCCGAGUCCAGUAAGAGAGCGCCAGAUACUUUUAGCAUAAAUUACAAAGAUCAACCAGUAAAGCAGUCUUCACCAGUGCUGCGUAAAUCUCAAAGUGACUAUGACUAUGUAACCGAUAAAGACCCCUCUUUGCACGACUCCAUGUUAAGGGCGAAUCUAGCUAAGAGAUGCUCACAGCGCUCUGAGACAGACUCGCUGUAUAUGGCACCAUUGGUCUGUAAGUCGGCCAGUGCCCAAAACCUUACAGUUGAUAACAAUCUCCUGCUUCCUGGAUCUACCAAGCUACACAAGUCACUGAGUUUAGUGUCCAGUAAAGCCCACAGUCUGGAAGACACCUCUCGGGUAGGCAGAGAUACCCAAAGUGAGCAAGGGCAGUCCCAACAGGAUGUAGCUAUCAAGGAACAGACCUCAAGUGCCCUUGUGCAAUCCCAGUCCUAUGACAAGGCCGAAGUGUGUCCCUGGGAGCUUGCGGAGGAACGCCCUGCCAAUAAGAACCAGCCACACGUUACCUUUGCUCCCUCUGAAGAAGAACCACAGAGCCCAGAGAGUUUAUCAUCACCAAUACUGAAACAUAUUUGCCCCUGGGACCAUUUACCAGUUCCUACCCCAGUAGAAAGUCCUGCUGGGGAUUCACAAGGCGGAGAGGCAGAAUGUGAGUCCCCGAGACCACAGUCUCCCAUCUCCGCUAGUGUACCUGGGUCCCCAAAGGACAUGCGGGUCUUCUCCUUCCGCACUUCCACCCAGAAAUGGCUCUCUGUGAAAUCUUUCGUAGGAUCUGUGGAUGCAAGCACCAAGGAAAAAUCCAAAAAGGAGACAGCAGGAGAUACGGUAAAGAAACAGGACUCAAUAUCACAAAAAAGCCAGGGGAGUGUAGCCGCCAUCGCCGUCAUCGCAGCAUUAAAAUUAAAAACGCCAAGCAUUUCCAGCGCAGAAACGAAAUCACAAAGUGUUUCAAACUUGGAGAAGAAAUCUAAUGUUUCAUGCAUAGACAAAAGGACACAGCAAAAAAGAAGUAUGACAACAGUAGAUGUGAAACCUGCCCUCGUGAAACAGGCUGCAAUCAGACUGUCCUCAAGUGAUUCCUCUGAAAGAAGUCCUAGGAGAAUAGUGGUUGUACAGUCCACUGUCUAUCCUUGGGAGUCAGAGGACAUGCAAAAGGACAGUAUGUAUGAAAACGUGUUCAUCUCAAGCAAAAACACUGCACAUAGCACAGCUAAGACUCCUUCCACUCACAGAAAGGGUAGCCAAAUUAGGCCUGCUCUGAGUGUUGCCCAAUCAGAUAUUUGCCCAUGGGAUGUUCCUGCUUCCUCCCAGCAAGCCCCACAGAGACAACAAAGCACCAUAGCAGACAUCUGCCCGUGGGAGGUGGAGGAACCAGAGGAGGAUCCAAAGGCGCCUGCACAUGUCAGUGUAUGUCCUUGGGAAUCAGAAGAAGUAUUGAAAAGACAGGAGAGUAUCCGGGGAGAUGUAUGCCCUUCGGAAGCUAGUGUUUCCGCCAUCACAAUUACCUCAGCGUCCAACCAGUCUGAGAAGAAACCAGAGGGUCUGAACAAGAAACCAACAGACGUAUGUCUUUGGGAAACCGAUGAAACCCCACAGAUUUCUCAAGGCCUAAAACCCCAAGAGAGUGUACGGGUUGAUGUCUGCCCUUCGGAUGUGGGGUAUUCCUUCCCUGAAAAAGUAAAGGUGGCGAUUAUUUAUGAAAAUGUUCAUCCACAGGAGAACAAGGGAUUGCAUAAGGCACGACCAAAAUGUCAGGAGACAAUACAUGCAAAUGUCUGUCCAUGGGAAUCUGAAGAGACCCCAAAAUCCCAAGACGGUGUACGGGAGAAUGUCUGUCCUUGGGAAUCAACGGACACACCAAGCAUUGGGAAGCAAGAUGUACAAACAAAAAGCACAGAGCAAGCUAAAUCUGCCCAUGAAAAACGAAGUGUCCCCAUAGCGAAAGCAUGUCCAUGGGAAUUCCCUGACCAACCGAAAGACUUGACAGUACUUUGUCCUUGGGAAAAGGAGGAGAGUCCAAUGACACCCAUAGCCAUAAAGAUCACCAAAGGAUCAUUUCCCCAGGAGACCACUGUUGCAAAAACCGACAUUUGUCCAUGGGACAUUGGAUACCAAGAAAAGACAGAUGGAAAAGACAGCCCUUGUACAAAUAUUUGUCCUUGGGAAACCCAAGGCAGAACUCAAGCUGAUCCAAAAAAGACUGACAGCGUUCAAGUAAAUAUUUGUCCUUGGGAGACUGAGAAACCAGAGCAGCAAGAAAGGACUCCGGCUAUUGUCUCCAUAGAAACAGGAAAGACUAAAAGACAAGACAGCACUCUGGCAGAUGUUUGUCCUUGGGAAACAGGGGCAACUGAUGAGCCAAACAAGACAAAAAGACGAGAUGGCACUCAAACGGACGUUGGUCCAUGGAAAACUGAGGAUCCAAAAAAUACAGAGGAGAAAGAUGGUGUCAAAGUUGAUGUUUGUCCUUGGGAAACUGGAGAGACUGACAAGACAAAUGGACAAGACAGUACUAAAGCAGAUAUCUCCAAGGAAACACAAAAAGAGAAAAUACGAGACAGUGUUCGAGUUAAUAUUUGUCCUUGGGAAACUGAUGUCCCCGAAGAAUCAGAAAAGAUGAAAAAGCAAGACGGUGUUCAGGCAGAUGUUUGUGUAUGGGAAACUGGUCCAGCUGAAGAGUCAGAAAAGACUAAAAGCCAGGACAGCACUAAGGCAGAUGUUUGUGUAUGGGAAACUGGUCCAGCUGAAGAGUCAGAAAAGACUAAAAGCCAGGACAGCACUAAGGCAGACAUUUGUCCAUGGGAAACUGGUCCAGCUGAAGAGUCAGAAAAGACUAAAAGCCAGGACAGCACUAAGGCAGACAUUUGUCCAUGGGAAACUGGUCCAGCUGAAGAGUCAGAAAAUACUAAAAGCCAGGACAGCACUAAGGCAGACAUUUGUCCAUGGGAAACUGGUCCAGCUGAAGAGCCAGAAAAGACUAAAAGCCAGGACAGCACUAAGGCAGACAUUUGUCCAUGGGAAACUGGUCCAGCUGAAGAGUCAGAAAAGACUAAAAGCCAGGACAGCACUAAGGCAGACAUUUGUCCAUGGGAAACUGGUCCAGCUGAAGAGUCAGAAAAGACUAAAAGCCUGGACAGCACCAAGGCAGACAUUUGUCCAUGGGAAACUGGUCCAGCUGAAGAGUCGGAAAAGACUAAAAGCCAGGACAGCACCAAGGCAGACAUUUGUCCAUGGGAAACUGGUCCAGCUGAAGAGUCAGAAAAGACUAAAAGCCAGGACAGCACUAAGGCAGACAUUUGUCCAUGGGAAACUGGUCCAGCUGAAGAGUCAGAAAAGACUAAAAGCCAGGACAGCACCAAGGCAGACAUUUGUCCAUGGGAAACUGGUCCAGCUGAAGAGUCAGAAAAAACUAAAAGCCAGGACAGCACUAAGGCAGUCAUUUGUUCAUGGGAAACUGGUCCAGCUGAAGAGCCAGAAAAGACUAAAAGCCAGGACAGCACUAAGGCAGACAUUUGUCCAUGGGAAACUGGUCCAGCUGAAGUGUCAGAAAAGACUAAAAGCCUGGACAGCACCAAGGCAGACAUUUGUCCAUGGGAAACUGGUCCAGCUGAAGAGUCAGAAAAGACUAAAAGCCAGGACAGCACCAAGGCAGACAUUUGUCCAUGGGGAAUUGGUCCAGCUGAAGAGCCAGAAAAGACUAAAAGCCAGGACAGCACCAAGGCAGACAUUUGUCCAUGGGAAACUGGUCCAGCUGAGGUGUCAGAAAAGACUAAAAGCCUGGACAGCACCAAGGCAGACAUUUGUCCAUGGGAAACUGGUCCAGCUGAAGAGUCAGAAAAGACUAAAAGCCAGGACAGCACUAAGGCAGACAUUUGUCCAUGGGAGACCAGGGAUCCUAUAGAACCAGAGAAGAUAAAAAAGCAAGAAAGUGUUCAAGAAGACGUUUGCCCAUGGGAAACUGAUGAACCAGAAAAGUCUGCAGAGAAAGAGGAAACUAGGAUUGCCAGUGGCAUACAGGACGUCACAGAGACCCAGGGUGCACUCUCUAUGGAGGGUGACGCUGCAGAACCUGUAGCCGGCAGCACGCAUACGGCAGAGGCAGCCAAAGCUAACAUGCCCCUGGCUCGGCGUGACGCUAUGUGCCCUUGGGAGAUGGAACGGACCAAACCACCAUCAUCCCCAUCAUCCAUUACAGAACACGACAAUAACUCUGACGUUUUUACAUGGGAGCCUGAAAACAUUCUUGAAGAGGAAGAGGAGGAAGACGAUGCCGAGAGUGCUGCUGAAGCCUUCGUCUUCCCAUCCGACUUCUAAACGCCAAGACUGUCAAUUACUGGCUAGAACAAGAAUGGUCUCAGUGAGUUGUUGCACCCGAUUCACUGACUGGGUCACUGUGCAAAGCUGUCCCAUAGCAGGGGGGGGUAAUGAAUCGGACAUGACCUUUGCAAACCUGAAUGUAGCAAAGGCCCUUGGACUGUCCAUCCAUAACACUCCCCAGAAAGACACUGCUCCACAAGCAAUACACCCCUGGGCCAGGAUCUGCAAAUGCUCUGCCCACCAGAGGUACAUUUACCCUCCCAGGUUCUCAAUCAGAGAAAGCGUCUGGAUGCAGUCCCUCUCCUUCUUCUUACCCCUUUUAGAAAGGUAUAUUGUUUUCGGUCUUUGUGUGUUUAAGUGACAAUGGGCUCUUCUGUAUCACACAGUUAAAACCCCAUCGCUAUGGCUGUGAAAGGUUGACAAUGUGUUUAAAUAACAGCCUGAGCUUUACGAAGCUGGUGAUAACUCCUUAUAGACACACAGGGAUAUAAUCUACACAAGACCAGUGCUCCUUCAGGUUAACCUGUAAGCACAUCCAGCAGUUUGGAAAUCACUGAUUACAAUGGUGGUGAUGCAUGUCCUUUUGUUGCCUGCUAUAAACACAUUCCAAACAAUUUAAGGACAGCUUUCCAGCUGUAAUAUUGUGUGCUUUUUCAAAGUCAAUUGUGUCAAUUACACAGUCGUGGCUACAAUGAUAUCAAAUUUAAUAUCAGUAAUGUAGAUCAACAACAUGAUCAUGUCCCCACAGACACAGAGCUAAUAUUAAUAACACAUCUAACUUUAACAGAGAACUUAAAUCGUACUAAUUCAAUAUUGACUUGUGAAGAGCUAGCUAUAAUCUGUUCUUUUGAAUAAUUUACAAUACCAAUUUUAUUAGAAGAAUAAAUACAUGAAUUUAUAUUUUUUUAAAAGGUAGAUCUACACUGAGGAGAAUGCAAGACCAAACCUUUUUUCACAUUAUUUUUUUUAAGCAUAUAACUCAAUUUGGAAACAGUUGCCCUAAAAAGAACUGCACCUCAGUAUAGUCCUGCUAAAACUGUACAUAAGGCCAUUGUCAUUGAUUUAUUCACCAUUUCCAUGCUUUAUUUACCAAAUGUAUCCAUCCAUAUUUGCCACAUCUCCGCAUUCAGUGAAAAUGAAAGUUUGUGCGGUGGUGAUAUCAUGUUAUUCGCAAUGGACCAACUUCGUUUUGUGAGCGUUUUUUGAUGCAUGUAAUGUGUUUUUUGAAUGGGUGUGCUGUCUUUUUGUUAAGUAGAAUCAAACGCCAUCAUUACACAAUGCAUCCUUUUUGUAUGCAAGUUGAAAGUGAUUUCUGUUGAGAUUUCAGUUAUUUUUGUAUGUAUUGCCUAUGAAAAGUACAGAUUAUUCUGAUAUAAAAUGUACAUUCACUGAAAUCAAAAAGGUAUGAAAAAAGAGAUGGGACAUUUUAUUUUUGUAUUCUUUAAAUUAACAUGUAAUAUAUUCACCAUUGAAAUAAACCAUAUAAUCUGUACAGA